UCUUCAUUCUGGGGAGAGGCCAGACACAUUGGAGGACAGGAGACCUGCGGAAAGACCAGAGCAAGCGCACAUCUGUCUGGUUAGCUGACCAGUGGUCUAACCUUCCUGACAAGCUUCUCUGCGUUGUAUAGCUGGAAGAUUUCCCUCUGAAAUGGUAGCUUUGCUAGCACUCAGAUUGGAGCUGGUGAGAGGACAGAAAACCCACAGGAUUAGGUCUGUUUUGGGCCAAUGCAGAUCAGAGGCUUGACACUGGGCCCCUAGAAGCCUGUUUCUCGAGCAGUCUAAGACCUCCAGCUCCAUGGAGCCCCCCAUCCCACAGAACGCCCCUUUGACUACCAGCUCCAUCAUGGUGCAGCCCCUCCUUGACAGCCGGGGGCCCCAUAGCCGCCUCCAGCACCCACUCACCAUCCUACCCAUUGACCAGAUGAAGACUAGCCACGCGGAGAAUGACUACAUAGAUAACCCUGGCCUGGCUCCCCCUUCAGGUCCCAAAAGGACCAGGGGUGGGGCACCGGAGCUGACUCCGACACCUGCCCGCUGUGACCAGGACAUCACCCACCACUGGAUCUCCUUCAGCGGGCGGCCCAGCUCUGUGAGCAGCAGCAGCAGCACCUCUUCUGACCAGCGGCUCCUAGACCAUAUGGCUCCACCACCCUUGGCCGAGCAGGCCUCACCUAGGGCUGUGCGCCUCCAGCCCAAGGUGGUUCACUGUAAGCCCCUGGACCUCAAGGGCCCAGCUGCCCCACCAGAGCUAGAUAAGCACUUCUUGCUGUGCGAGGCCUGUGGGAAGUGUAAAUGCAAGGAAUGCGCAUCCCCUCGGACGCUGCCAUCCUGCUGGGUGUGCAACCAGGAGUGCCUGUGCUCCGCUCAGACCCUGGUCAACUACGGCACGUGCAUGUGCCUGGUGCAGGGCAUCUUCUACCACUGCACCAAUGAGGACGAUGAGGGCUCCUGCGCAGACCACCCCUGCUCCUGCUCCCAUUCCAACUGCUGCGCCCGCUGGUCCUUCAUGGGCGCCCUCUCCGUGGUGCUGCCCUGCCUGCUGUGCUACCUGCCCGCCACCGGCUGUGUCAAGCUGGCCCAGCGCGGCUAUGACCGCCUGCGUCGCCCUGGUUGCCGCUGCAAGCACACAAACAGUGUCAUCUGCAAGGCGGCUGGUGGGGACGCCAAGGCCAGCAGGUCCGACAAGUCUUUCUGACACUUUGGAAACCACCCUUGGAAACGUGGGUUCCUUCUGAGGCUGACUUUGCUCUUCUGUCCUCCCCUGCCCCUAGAUUGGGAAGAAACAGGCUGAGACCCUCACACCCACCCUCAAUUCCCCAAAAGGAUGAAGAACCACUUUGGGGUUUUUUCAUGAUCCUGACCUUUGUGUCAAAUAGACAGUGGCAGGGUGUGGCGUUUUUUUGGGGGGCGGGGGGUGGCGUCUUUCUCUAUUUCAGAAGAUCAAACACGGUUGACAUAGAAUCCAGAAGUUGCAGCUGCUCAAUGUCCUUCCCAGUCCCCCCUCCUCCUGCCCUCUCUCUCCCACUUUGCCUUUGUCUCUGGCUCCCAAAGGAGCCGGCUUCCUGGGAGGAGUUGCUAACAGAGGCCGGGAGACCUUGAGGAAGACCUGCAGCCUUGACUUCAACCUUCUCCCUUGCCUGGGUCCUCAUCUGUUGGCCCUCACCUCAUGGGAGGUGCAGGACACCCUAGCUUUCCCUGCUGUGUGUACUCGGGAGUCACUCAGAACAGAAGCCAGUCAGGGAGCAGAAGUCUCCCUUGAGCCACAGGAUGGAUUUAGGAGCCCACCUGCAGUGUGCUCCGCUCUGCCGGCCUCAUCGCUGACUCUCGGGAGUGUCCCAUGCAUCACAGCGUCCUCCGGUUCUUACCGAGUCAGACUCGCCUGCCCGCAGUGUGUCCUGAUUUCUCUCUACUCCGAUUCUUCACAGAAACUUGAUGGGUAGAGAAGCCAAGGCGGCACAAGCGAGACCAAAUAUCAUUUUGCCAAUGCGUCUGAGGCUGUGGUCUCUGGAUCCAGUCGUGAUGUUUUUAUACAAUAAUUAAACCAGAUGCUAACUGUGUUUUAAACAAUAAUAAUAAAACAACUUGCUUCCUUUUGGGCCACCCCCAGGAAGGGCUGAUUUCAAAAUCUGGGGGCAAGCAACCUCAAGGAGCACAAUUCCCCUACCCACCAAGAAGAAGAUUUUAAAGGCAACGAAGAGGCCACACCUCCCAUUGGCAGAAUGACAGUUGAGCUGAGCCGGGGUUGGGUUUCCUCUCCUCUGAUUCUGCUGCUUGCUGUCAUAGCCUUUUGUGUAUAGGGAUGCGUCUAUCUUUAUGUAAAUAGAGAAGGUGAUGAACAGAGUCUUAUUUUAGUGUUAGGAAGCCCCAGCUGGGGGGAGUCAGACAAGCCCAGAGAGGGUGGGGAAUGAUUCUCCAGGGGCCACUGGGUUUGAGCCCUGCUUUUGUGCACAGCACACCCCCUCCCAACAGCCCCCCCCCCAAAGACGUAGCAACUCUUUCUCAAGGUGCUAAAGGACUCAGAAAGUGCAGCACGUUCAGUGGGUAGGUACUUGUUGCAUGCAAAAGCUGUAGUGUGUCUGGUCCUUGCCCCUGCUGUUGUCUGGGGCUUUUGCUUCGUGUGAUAUUUUGUCCCUAUCCCCUCCUGAUGAGAGGACUGGCCUGGGUCAGAAGAGGUGCCCCAGGCGAAAUUGGGAAUGCAUUAGGCAAAGCAACUGUAAUACUUCUGGCUCCUUCGAUGGGAACCUAGCCACCAGAAGGGAGGCAAGGCAGCAGGUAGCCAUGAGUGGCGUGGACCUAAUGCUUCUCGAGGACUCCCUACCCACCCCUCUUGCAGACUAUUAGUAACACCUUAUGAUUUAGAAUAAGUUAAUUGUAACCGUAGGUAUUUAUUGAUUGGAGGAAGGGAGGAUCUUAUUUUCGGCUUUAUUUAUGUAACAUUUGCUGGCUUGUAAAAGGCAAGUAUAAAAUAUUGCAUUUUCAUUCUCUUAAAGCUAAUUCACAUAGCUGCCCUUGCCACAGUUACAAUGGUUAUACGGAUGUUCUUGCACAAAUUAGAGGGAAUGGUAGAAGACGAAACACAUUCAGCCAACCACUUAACACUAAUUGAAUGUAUUGGAAGUGUACUGAAGGGGCUGGAGGUGUUUUCCUCAGAUGAGGUAUGCAGAGGUGAACCCCCACAUGAUUGCGCACAUGUGCACUCUUUCCAAAAGGCCUUGGCACUUCGCCCAGGGCCCCUCUCUCAAAUCUUCUCCAUGGGAAACAUGACCCACGGUGGCAAGUUGCACUUUGGUGAUCUUGGUCUUCACACCCAUUCUGUGGAGAAUUGAUUUACAUAAGCUGUGUAUGCACACAUGCACAUGUUACACUUCACACACACACACACACACACAUGCACACACGCACUGACCCUCCACUGACACAGACCUUGUUUCCUGGCAACCUCUCCUGAACCCUGACUUUGUGUACAUAGCUGUAAACACGGAUUUUUGUGGGUUUUGGUUUGCUUUUUUCUUUUUACCCCUCCCGUUUUGGCUUGCGUUGAAUCUGCUCUAUGGAUGUCUUCAGAACACUCUCCAAGAGUUUAUGUGCUCAGUGGUCAAGGAAAGAGGGACAGAAAGGAGCGUCCUUGGUUUUCUCAGCUCUGUUCUUUUUCUUUGGUGAACACACAGGAAAGAAAACAAAAACAUGGUUUGCUUGUAGGGCCCACAGGCCUGUGGAGGCGUCGAGGGACCAGGCUCUCAGAAAUGUAACACAUUUCUGUAGCUGCUUCUGGCUGGUUGUUUCCUGUUACCAGCAGCUUGUUUGGCUGGAUUACGCCUCAUCUUCAGAAGUGCCAGCUGGUUCCCACUGCCAGGCCUGUGCUGGGUGCUGGCUGUGUGUGGAGCUGAGGGUAACACCCAGGACCCUGGCUGCACACUCUGCACGCGUCCUGGGAACGGGUUUGUGUAGGCUAGCAAAAUCUACCCAGGUGUAAGAAAGGCUCCUCAGAGAAGUCUCCGGAAAGAAGCAAAGACCAGCCUACGAUAUUGUCAUGGGCCCUUCACUGCUUGCAAAAACAUGACUAGGUUGCAGCAUUUGCAGUCUGUUGAUGCAUCACAGAGCCAGCUGGGAACGACAUGCCCAAGGGGUCAUACAUGCAAAGAGAACCUAGGUGACCUUCACCUUGAAGCACAUGGUCUUGUCCCCUGUUGCCCCUCAUCUUUGCGCUGUACGAUUCUCUGGGGCACCCUUCACCCUCACUAGCCUUCUGGUUCUUUUCCAUUCUCCCCCUCUGCUUCCUGUGACCAUGGAUGUCAGAUCUUGCAUUUCCAAUUUCUUGCUGUGAGUGACUUACGUGACGUGUCUUCCCUUGCUUUCUCUUGCUGUCCUACAGUUGGGUUUUGUGUUGAAACGGUGAUGCUGUAUCCGGUGCCCACUCCAUCAUGCCCCUAUUUCAUUCCCCUUUCUGUAGCCCCUUCUCACCCCACCACAAAAGUUACCACAGAAGGUUUCCUUUGUAUAGAAUAUUUAUUUUGAAGCUCUAUUUUAAUAGUAUUUAUUUUAGAAAGUCUACUAUUGUAAGAGUUCUUCUGUUUGUGAAGAAAAAACAAGUUAAAAACUGAAUGUACUGAUCUAGAAAAUAUCUAUAAAUAUAUAUUGUUAAAUAUACACAA
Molecule: messenger RNA, 4655 nt
Organism: Jaculus jaculus (lesser Egyptian jerboa)
Lineage: Eukaryota; Metazoa; Chordata; Mammalia; Rodentia; Dipodidae
Gene: Spry4
Product: sprouty RTK signaling antagonist 4
Exons: 3
Coding region: 299-1198 (299 amino acids)
Biological process (GO): multicellular organism development; negative regulation of fibroblast growth factor receptor signaling pathway; animal organ development
Cellular component (GO): membrane; cytosol
Source: RefSeq, a predicted model, not a curated record